CCUUCCCCCUUUUACCCUGUAUUUUCUUUGUAACGUUUAAAAUGUCCUCUGAUGACGAAGACUUCCAACAAGACGAAGAUUCUCCAUAUGAACUAGAUUCAGGUUCGGAUUAUGACGAAGAUCACAGUGCUAAAAAGACAAAGUUAACCCAUGUUAAAAAGAAAACAACUAGUUCGGGAUCGAAAACGAAUACAGAAAAGAAACCAGCUGCUACAACGAAGAAAAAAGCUGUUACUACCAAGAAAGCCACCAAUGAAAACAAGAAAAAAACGGGUACUCUGAAUGACUUUUUAACACCAACUCCUUCUCCUACAAGUGCAAAUAUAAAGAAGGAAGAAGAAGUUGAUACAGUAAUGGAAGAGAGCAAUAAUACUGAAGCUUCUCCCUCUCCGACUCCUACAAAGAAAACUGGCGUAUACGAUGAAAAACGAACAAUUGAAGAAAUCUAUCAAAAAAAGACACAACUUGAACAUAUCCUUCUACGACCAGAUACAUAUAUUGGUUCAACAGAAGCGGAAGAACAAGAGAUGUGGGUAUACGAUACAGAGAGCGAUAUGAUUGUAAAGAAGAAAAUCAAAUAUGUCCCUGGUUUAUAUAAGAUUGUAGAUGAAAUUUUAGUCAAUGCUGCUGAUAACAAGAUUCGUGAUCCAGCUAUGACAACUAUCAAAGUGAUUAUUGACAGUACACAAAACUUGAUUUCGAUUCAUAACGAUGGCAAAGGCAUUCCAGUGACGAUGCAUAGCAAAGAAAAAGUUUAUGUACCAGAAUUGAUUUUUGGUCAUUUAUUGACUUCUUCCAAUUAUGAUGACAACGAAAAGAAAGUAACUGGUGGACGAAAUGGUUAUGGUGCCAAAUUAUGCAAUAUAUUCAGUACAGAAUUUCGAGUAGAAACUGGGGAUGCUGAACGUGGUGUUCAAUAUUCGCAAGUGUUUCAAAACAACAUGUCAGUCAAGAAGGCACCCAAAAUCACGUCUUUUAAAAAUAAGGAAUUCACUCGUAUCUCAUUCAAACCUGAUCUAGCCAAAUUUGAACUUUCCCAAAUGGAUCAAGAUUUUGAAUCCCUAAUCAAGAAACGUGUGUAUGAUAUGGCUGGUUGCGUGUCUGGUGUCUCUGUCUCUUUGAAUGGUACUAAAAUUCCUGUCAAAGGUUUCCAAAAGUACAUCGAGUUAUAUACCAAAUCAAUGGAGAUUCGAAAUGCAGAAGGAAAAAAACCUAUUAUUUUUGAUAAGGAUGGACAAAAUGAACGUUGGCAAGUUGGUUUCGCUGUUAGUGAUGGACAAUUCAAUCAAGUUAGUUUUGUAAAUAGUAUCUCAACUUCAAAAGGUGGUACUCAUGUGGAAUACAUUGCUGACCAACUGAUCAAAGCUAUCACUCCAAAAGUUCUCAAGAAUAGUGGCACUAAAACAAUCAAGAAACAUCAAAUCAAAUCUCAUAUGUGUAUCUUUGUCAAUUGUUUGAUCGAAAACCCAACUUUUGAUUCACAAACUAAAGAAACAAUGACUCUUCGUGCAAGUGCUUUUGGUUCCACUUACAAACCUAGUCCCAAAUUUAUUAAAGAUGUUGAAUCAUCCGGUAUCAUUGAUAACAUUGUUAAAUUUGUCAAAUUUAAAGAACAGCAACAAAUGACAAAGGCUGAUAAAGGCAAGAUGGCAAGACGCUUGGAUAUUGAAAAAUUGGAUGAUGCUAAUCUUGCUGGAGUUCGACCACACAAUAAGCAUUGUACUUUGAUCUUGACAGAAGGUGAUUCCGCCAAGGCUCUCGUAUUGAGUGGUUUAUCAGUGGUGGGACGUGACAAAUAUGGCGUAUUUCCAUUACGAGGAAAGUUACUUAAUGUACGUGAUGCCUCCAACAAGUCGAUCUUUGAUAAUACCGAAAUUACGCAUAUAAAGGCUAUUCUUGGUCUUCAACAUGGUGCUACUUAUACUUCAGUAGAUCAACUUCGAUAUGGCAAGUUAAUGAUCAUGACAGAUCAGGAUUAUGAUGGUAGUCACAUCAAAGGUCUUGUUAUCAAUUUCAUCGAUAAAAUGUUCCCUAGUCUUUUGGAUAUUCCUGGUUUCUUGUUAGAGUUCAUCACUCCUAUUAUCAAGUGUACUCAUAAAAGGACAAAACAACAAAUCUCGUUCUUCACUAUUCCAGAAUUUGAAACAUGGGCUUUAGAAAACAAUCAAAGAAAAGAAUGGUCUACCAAAUACUAUAAGGGUCUGGGUACCUCAGAUAAGAAGGAUGCACGUACUUAUUUUAGUGAUCUGGAAACACAUCAAAAAGAAUUUCAGAUUGCUGAUACUGAAGAUCGUGGUUUGAUUGACAUGGCUUUUAGCAAAUCAAAAGUGAAUGAUCGUAAAGAAUGGUUGACGACUUAUCGGAAUGGCAUGUAUAUUGAUCAUAGUGUAAACAAAAUCAAGAUUUCCAAUUUUGUCAAUCAGGAAUUGUUACUCUUUAGUAUAAAUGACAACAUGCGGUCUAUCCCUUCGAUGGUGGAUGGAUUCAAGCCAGGACAACGCAAAGUCUUUUUCGGGUGUAUCAAGCGUGGUAGAAAUACUGAAGUCAAAGUGGCUCAACUUGCAAAUUAUGUUGCUGGUGUGACUCAAUAUCAUCAUGGUGAAGCCAGUGUAGCUUCCACUAUUAUCAAUAUGGCUCAGGAUUAUGUGGGUAGUAAUAAUGUCAACUUACUUGUUCCCUCUGGGCAAUUUGGUACUCGACAUGAAGGUGGUAAAGCUGCUGCUAGUCCUCGUUAUCUCUUUACUCGUUUGGCCAAGAUAGCGCGCUACGUCUAUCAUCCUGAUGAUGAUGAAAUUCUUGACUACUUGGUGGAGGAAAAUACAUCCAUUGAACCUCUCUGGUACAUGCCAAUCCUCCCUAUGGUUUUAAUUAAUGGUGCUGAUGGUAUUGGAACAGGGUGGAGUACUACCAUUCCCAAUUACAAUCCAAGAGAUAUUGUUGAUAAUCUUAUACGCAUGAUGGAUGGUGAAGAAAUAGUGAAAAUGAAACCUUGGUACCGUGGAUUCAAGGGUGUCAUUGAAGCUGCAGGACCUGUCAAAUACACAGUUGAUGGAAUUGCUCAUGUAACAGAUCAGGGCAAGAUUAAAGUCACCGAAUUACCUGUGCGGUAUUGGACAGAAAACUUCAAAAAGCAUCUAUCCUUAUUACGUGAACCCAAAGACAAGAAAAUGGAAUUCAAAAUUGAAGAAUUUAGUGACAACUCAACGGAUAGUACAGUGGACUUUACAAUCGAACUGGAUGAAGACAACAUGAAAAUUGUGGAAGACAAUGGAAUUUUGAAAUCAUUGAAACUGCAAUCAUCACUUUCGACCAACAAUAUUGUAUGUUUCAAUCAAGAUGGAAGGAUUCAGAAAUAUGAUACACCUGAACAAAUAUUGCAAGAGUUCUACCCGCUACGUAUGACUUAUUAUGAAAAACGAAAAGAUCAUCUGUUAUAUGUUCUCCAAGAUGAUUAUGAUCGCCUUCACAAUAAAGCCAACUUUAUUGAACUUAUUUUAGACAACAAAUUAGCUUAUUACAAUCGAAAAGAAAAGGACAUUGUGGCUGAUAUGGAAAAAUUAGGUCUUCAAAAGAUUUUUUCUCGAAAACAACGCAACAUUCUGGCGACGGAUGAUGAUGACAAUGGGGAACAAGGUGAAUCUGGAAAGCCAAAGGAUCAAGGUGGUAAUGAUGCAGGUUAUGACUAUCUCUUUAGUAUCAAUAUCCGUGGUUUCACAGAGGAAAAACUAGUAGAACUUCGAAAGCAACGCGAUAAAAAAUUGGAAGAAUUGAAAAUCGUCAAAAAUACUGCACCAACUACCUUUUGGAAGAAAGAUCUCAUGGAAUUCUUGGAACAAUGGGAUCUUAUACUCAAGGAAGAUGAAGAGUUGGCUCGCUUUGCUAAACCUAUUGCACCAUCCAAUAUCACUAAACGUAAAAGAAAGCGGGGAUGAUUUGAUAUCUCACUCAAGUGUUCUUGAUCUAGCUCGUUUUAUAUCUUAAUUAUAUCUAUAUUAUAUAUUUUUACAUCUAUUAUCAAUAAAGCCAUAUCUUUUUUAGCAAGAA
This is a messenger RNA of Halteromyces radiatus, 4044 nucleotides long. Its product is annotated as DNA topoisomerase. The record is from RefSeq and is a predicted model, not a curated record. NCBI's taxonomy places the organism in Eukaryota, Fungi, Mucoromycota, Mucoromycetes, Mucorales, Cunninghamellaceae. The coding region runs from base 42 to 3932 and encodes 1296 amino acids. Gene Ontology annotation, biological process: DNA topological change; resolution of meiotic recombination intermediates; sister chromatid segregation. Gene Ontology annotation, cellular component: nucleus. Gene Ontology annotation, molecular function: ATP binding; DNA binding; DNA topoisomerase type II (double strand cut, ATP-hydrolyzing) activity. The transcript is spliced from 16 exons.